This is a messenger RNA of Lolium rigidum, 1130 nucleotides long. RefSeq names its product tetraspanin-10-like. Bases 139 to 942 code for a protein of 267 amino acids. Gene Ontology annotation, cellular component: plasma membrane; plasmodesma. Gene Ontology annotation, biological process: auxin-activated signaling pathway. The transcript has 11 exons. NCBI's taxonomy places the organism in Eukaryota, Viridiplantae, Streptophyta, Magnoliopsida, Poales, Poaceae. The record is from RefSeq and is a predicted model, not a curated record.
CCGCACCGCCGCGACCCGGGUCUCGCCGUCUCCGGCUGCGCACUCCCAGAUCUCGACUCGUCAGUCCUCACUCCGUCUCUGUCCCGUGCGGAAUCCAGUGACUGUGGCCACCGUCGUCCGCGCCUGAUUCGGGUCGGGAUGGGCAGCAGCACCAGCACCUUCGUCAUCAGGUGGAUCAACUUCUUCACCAUGAUGCUGGCGAUACUGGUGGUGGGUUUUGGGUUCUGGAUGAGCACCCACAACGACGAGUGCAGACGGUCCCUCACCAUCCCUGUCAUGGCUCUCGGAGGAGUAAUUUUUCUCAUGUCGCUUGCAGGAUUUGUUGGUGCUUGGAAGAACAUUUCGUGCUUGCUCUGGACAUAUCUAACAAUGCUGUUCGUGGUCCUGGUGGCAAUCAUGGUGUUCACUGUGCUUGCGUUUAUCAUUACAAAUACUGGAUCUGGACAUGCUGUUCCUGGGGCCAGAUAUAAAGAAUAUCGCCUUCAGGAUUAUAGCUCUUGGUUCAUCAAACAGCUCAACGACACUGAAAAAUGGACCCAUCUUAGAAGUUGCCUUGUGAAAUCGGAUGAUUGCAGUAGCCUGUCAAAAAGAUACAAGACUCUAAAACAAUACAAGCUUGCUGAUCUGACUCCCAUUGAAUCUGGCUGUUGCCGCCCACCGGCUGAGUGUGGAUAUCCAGCUUUGAAUGCUUCCAACUUUGAUCUGAGCUUCCAUCCGGUGAGCACAAACGUCGACUGCAAACUGUACAAAAAUGACAAGUCCCUAAGGUGCUAUGACUGCAAUUCUUGCAAAGCUGGCGUAGCACAAUAUAUGAAAACAGAGUGGCGGGUGGUUGCCAUCUUCAACGUGAUAUUGUUUGUUAUUCUGUCAUUGGUGUACUUUGUUGGGUGCUGCGCACGUCGGCAUGCUGGAGGUAGCGAUUCUAAACUUCCUGGAAGAUGACAGCCUUCCUUUGAAGUGGAUCCUCUCUGUGUCAAGCAAGAGUUAGAUUUGAUGUCCCUUGUGAUAACAUUGUUCAUUCAAGUUUAAUUAAUGAAAUGCAAUGCCGAGGCUUUUAUUAUGUGUUGCUUGGUGUGCUCUGUACUUGAAUGAGAAAAAGUGGCGAGCCCCUUCUGAAAUACUGCAACCUU